GUAUACAUCUAUGAGAUUAUGAAAUACACAGACACGUCAAUUACAUGUAAAACAGAUUCAGAUAUCGCUAAGAGCAUAGAAAGAGAGAGUUGUGGGGGAAAAAAAUGGUGGUGAAAAACCAAAGUUCGAGCAGGAGAUUUUUUAUGGUUUAUCUUAUACUAGUAUCAUUGUCGUUUUUGGGUUUGCUCUUGAACUUUAAACCUCUGUUUCUGCUCAAUCCCAUGAUCAGUUCUCCUUCUUUGGUAGAGAUUCGUUAUUCUUUGCCACAGCCGGUUAACCGGAACCCGAUAUGGCUCCGUCUCAUCAGAAAUUAUCUUCCCGAUCAGAAAAAGAUCCGAGUGGGUCUUCUCAACUUCGACGAGAACGAGCGUGAGAGCUACGAGGCAAAGGGGACGUCGAUCUUGGACAAUAUCCACGUGUCGCUCGGUCCUCUUCCCAAGAAUCUGACGUGGAAGACUUUAUUCCCGGUUUGGAUCGACGAGGAUCACACGUGGCACACGCCUACUUGUCCAGAAGUCCCUCUCCCCAAGAUGGAAGGUCCUGACGCUGACGUGGACGUCGUCGUUGUCAAAGUGCCGUGCGACGGUUUCUCGGAGAAGAGAGGGUUGAGAGACGUUUUCAGGCUACAGGUGAAUCUGGCGGCAGCGAAUCUUGCGGUGGAGAGUGAUUCGAGGGAUGUUGAUCGGACGGUGUACGUUGUCUUCGUCGGGUCGUGUGGACCUAUGCAUGAGAUCUUCAGGUGUGACGAGCGCGUGAGGCGCGUGGCUGAUUAUUGGGUGUAUAGGCCUGAUCUGAGAAGGUUGAAGCAAAAGCUUCUCAUGCCUCCUGGUUCAUGUCAAAUUGCUCCGCCGCUUCCUCUACCAGGUCAAGAAGCAUGGAUGCGAGACAAGAACAAAAGCCUCACAUCCAAAACUACAUUAUCAACAUUUAGAGCCCAACGUGUGGCUUACGUGACGUUACUACACUCAUCGGAGGUCUACGUUUGCGGGGCAAUAGCUUUAGCACAAAGCAUAAGGCAAUCUGGAUCAACCAAGGACAUGAUACUCCUCCACGACGACUCUAUAACCAACAGUUCUCUCACUGGCCUAAGCCUUGCCGGCUGGAAACUACGGCGCGUAGAGAGAAUUCGUAGUCCGUUUUCCAAGAAGCGUUCUUACAAUGAGUGGAACUACAGUAAGCUACGUGUGUGGCAAGUAACAGAUUACGAUAAGCUAGUGUUCAUAGAUGCAGACUUCAUCAUCGUCAAGAAUAUCGAUUACCUUUUCUUCUAUCCUCAACUUUCGGCUGCUGGCAACAACAAAUUCUUGUUCAACUCAGGAGUCAUGGUUCUUGAGCCAUCAGCUUGUCUGUUCGAGGAUUUGAUGCAAAAAGCAUUCAAGAUCGAGUCUUACAACGGGGGAGACCAAGGAUUCCUGAACGAAUAUUUCGUGUGGUGGCAUCGGCUAUCAAAACGUUUGAACACGAUGAAGUACUUCGGUGAUGAAAGCAGGAACGAUAAAGCACGAAAUCUUCCAGAAAAUCUAGAAGGCAUACACUACUUGGGACUAAAACCGUGGAUAUGUUACAGAGACUACGAUUGUAACUGGGACUUAAAAACACGGCGUGUGUAUGCAAGCGAGUCGGUGCAUGAGAGAUGGUGGAAAGUGUACGACAAGAUGCCAAAGAAGUUGAAAGGUUACUGUGGUUUGAAUCCUAAGAUGGAGAAGAACAUUGAGAGGUGGAGGAAAAUGGCUAAGCUCAAUGGCUUUCCCGAAAGGCAUUGGAAAAUUAGGGUAAAAGAUCCUAGGAAGAAGAACCUUCUAAGGCAAUGACAAGAGCAAGUGAACAGAGACUUUAGAUUUUGAAGGGGAAUAUCCCUAACAUGCAAAUGUGAAUUAUGUAGGGAAAAUCUUAGUAUAGUAAUGGUAACGCAACCUUAAACUUUAUUUUUACAUCGUGAGCGAAUUUAUAAGCAAAGGUUCCUUUUUU
Molecule: messenger RNA, 1968 nt
Organism: Capsella rubella
Lineage: Eukaryota; Viridiplantae; Streptophyta; Magnoliopsida; Brassicales; Brassicaceae
Product: putative UDP-glucuronate:xylan alpha-glucuronosyltransferase 5
Exons: 3
Coding region: 105-1811 (568 amino acids)
Biological process (GO): xylan biosynthetic process
Molecular function (GO): glycosyltransferase activity
Source: RefSeq, a predicted model, not a curated record